This is a messenger RNA of Penicillium oxalicum, 1119 nucleotides long. Its product is annotated as SAM-dependent methyltransferase. The coding region runs from base 1 to 1119 and encodes 372 amino acids. The record is from RefSeq and is a predicted model, not a curated record. NCBI's taxonomy places the organism in Eukaryota, Fungi, Ascomycota, Eurotiomycetes, Eurotiales, Aspergillaceae. The transcript has 2 exons.
AUGAUGAAGACGCUCCUUCUUGAAAUCAUGGACCAUUACCGAGUCGCUGGCUUGAGCUUUGCGACGGGUAUUCUUGUGACCCUGGCUUCUUCCCUGAUUCCAGCCAUAUGGCACUGUCCAACAAAUCCUUUCUUGGGGCAAAUGGUUCAGUUGAGAAAAAAGCGCUCCCGGCUUGCCAGUAGACCUGGAGGGCUCAGUCAAUUUGAUUUGACAGAUCACUAUGGCUUAGAGCAACAAGUCUUGAACCUUGACUUCAAUGCGCAGACGAUGUGGAUGAACGUGGGAUUCUGGAAGAACAAUCCACAGUCUCUUCCCGAGGCCUGUCAGGCCCUGUUGGAAGAGGUACUUCAAAAGUCUGGUCUCUUGAAUUGUGGAGACCAGCCAUUUUCUGUGCUGGAAGUCGGGUGCGGAUGUGCUGAACCUGCUCGCUAUCUGAGAAAGAAUUUUGCAGCGAGCUUUGACCAGUACAUUGGAAUCACAUUGAACGGGUGUCAAGCAGAAGAUGCUGCCACGCGGCUUGCGGCCGACUGCAAAAUGUCCUCUCAAUCUCAAAACUGCUCCUCAAAAAACCGCGUCUAUUGCGCUGAUGCGGCCAAGCCAUCUUUGUGGCCUAGAGAGCUACAGAAAACAGUCGUUCAACUCAUCACUCGCCGCAAUACAGCCGCAAAAGAUCACCCGAUAUGGUUACUCGCGCUGGACACGCUCUACCAUUUCACACCUGAUCGGAAGCAAAUUUUGACUUAUGCGUGUCAGACUCUAGACGCUUCCCUCAUGGCAACGGACAUUAUAAUCGCAGAUAAAAUAUCAUGGCUAGAUCGCAUCAAGCUCCGCCUUGUCUUCAAUGGACUCAAGGUCCCAUGGACCAAUAUCAUGACCCGGGAUCAGUACACAGAGAUGCUGGUGAAUUGCGGGUACAAGAAAGAAAACAUCACAAUGAUCGAUAUAACUGCACAUUCAUUCAACGGCUUUGACAAAUUUACGCAAAAACAUAUGGAGAUGUGGGAGGCAAUGGGAGGGUCGAAGGUCAUACCUCGGGCUGUCAGGAUGAUGGGAUGGGUGAUGGGUUGGUGGGCGAGAUCUGGUACAGUGAAAGAAUAUGUCGUUAUUGCCAAGAAGUAG